AUGUCUACGUUUUUUGAUGAGAUGAAGCGGUCGUUCGCUGACGUUCCCGUCACCGAAUGUAGAAUCGAUACAGCUGCUUUCUUGGAGGCUGCCGAGUCUCUUGUGAAGCUCUUUGACUUGUUGGGCUCGUCCGCGUUUACUGUUGUCAAGAAUGACAUGACAGGUAACAUCGAUAAAAUUAGAGCCAAGCUUUUGCUGGACCCAGCUGGUGCAUCAACGUUGCAGGAUUUGGUUUUGUCUGAAGCCCCGGGUAAGAGCAAGAAGGCCACUCAAGGACUUUUGUGGUUGUCUAGAGGAUUGCAAUUUACAGCCCAAGCCAUGAGAGAGACGGUUGACAGCCCAGGUAAGGAGUUGACCGUGACAUUCACAGAUGCUUACACAAAGACAUUGUCUCAGUACCACGGCAUGUUGGUCAAGCCCGUGUUCAAGUUGGCCAUGAAGGCGUGCCCUUACAGAAAGGACUUCUUCGAAAAGUUGGGCGCUGACCAGGAGAAGGUCAAGGAGCAGUUAGCCGCUUGGUUGCAGGCCUUGGAAAACAUUGUUAAGAUUAUUAUGGACUUCUUCGCUUCUGGUAACUACGGUAAGGGUUUGUAA
This is a messenger RNA of Candidozyma auris, 594 nucleotides long. It is a transcript of the gene HET1, whose product is annotated as Het1p. The transcript has a single exon. Gene Ontology annotation, molecular function: ceramide 1-phosphate binding; ceramide 1-phosphate transfer activity. Lineage: Eukaryota; Fungi; Ascomycota; Pichiomycetes; Serinales; Metschnikowiaceae. Gene Ontology annotation, biological process: intermembrane lipid transfer; ceramide transport. Gene Ontology annotation, cellular component: cytosol; cytoplasm; membrane. The record is from RefSeq and is a predicted model, not a curated record. Bases 1 to 594 code for a protein of 197 amino acids.